CAACAUUAAAAACUCGAUCCCUUCAUGGAGCUCAAGGACGAUGCCCUCACCAAGGCUGUCUUCUUCCUGUCCACGACGGCCGCAGCAAGCUCUACCGCCUGCUUCAGUAUGGCUCCAAAUUCACGAAAUGGGCACUGAUUCAGCUCUGGGAAAUGGAAGGCAGCACCUCCAGCCACAUGCAACAAUGCGAUAAUGAGCCGGAGAAGACUCCAUCGCCACAUGAACUGAAGAAGCCGGCAUCGGACUGGAAAAGGAGGGCGAUAGCGUCACUGGGCCGAGCGGAGCUGAUCUUCGGCGACGCUCGUCGGUUUUUCCGCUUCCUGCAGUUUUUAGAGAUGGCAGACAUUUACCGCCAUGUUCGAGAGCCUCUCCGUGCGGUGAGGGUGCUACGAAGGCUGCGCAUCCUGUGCUUCUUCUUCUUCUACUUUAUUGAGAAUUACGUCGUGCUCUGCACGCGCGUGCUAGGCGUAUCGUCACGGGGACCGCUCAUGCGGAGAUUGAGACGCAGUUGCAACGGGUUUUGGUUAUUAAGCAUUCUGCUAGCGUUCCCGUUAGAUUACAUGAUGCACCGUGGCACGAUGCUUUCGACAGUGAAGAAGCUGCUUGAAUUGCCAGUGGCGUUCGUGGGAUUAUCUGGGCUACGCGUGAACGACGGGCUUUUUAGUGCGCUGGGCUUAGCAUCCGCACAAAUAGGCGUGUACAGUCGAUGGGCUGACGUGAUGACUAAGUUCCAGAAGCAGCACUUGAUGCGACUUGCAGCGACUCCUGACGUUAUUUAGGGCAAGUCCUGAGGUUUUGUGCCACCCAGUUAUCAGGAACUGUCACUACAAUGUAUGUAGGUUGGAACCUUUCAAAUGCUUCUGGAGCCAAAGAUUUUGCUCAUUACUAUAAUGAAAUGCCCUGCACCGAAACCACCAUCGAGGUUUCACAUGCUUUCAGCUCCACCACAACUGCCCAAAGAACAGCAGAUGAAUAAGCAUGGCAGUUGCCUUCAAGCAGAUAAGAAAC
Molecule: messenger RNA, 1008 nt
Organism: Phytophthora nicotianae INRA-310
Lineage: Eukaryota; Oomycota; Peronosporomycetes; Peronosporales; Peronosporaceae
Exons: 2
Coding region: 153-779 (208 amino acids)
Biological process (GO): peroxisome fission; regulation of peroxisome size
Cellular component (GO): peroxisomal membrane
Source: RefSeq, a predicted model, not a curated record